CAUGUGUGUGUUUGAAGGGAGGGGGGUCUAAUUGGGUUGGGACCAGAUUGCUCAUUAAGAGUCCAUCCAAGCAAAAGUCCAUUGGUGUGUUUUCAGUGAUCCAACCAUCUGUUUUUACUCAGUUGUCCAACUGCAUUCUGAUUGUCCAAGACAAUCCUUUGUCUGCUGAAGGUGUUGAUGUGUACGUUUGGGCUUGCUGUGUCCGAAACACUUCCAGUGUCCCAAUUGUAUCACCUUUGACUAAUCCUGGCGGUCACAUGAUUAAAGCCAGAUGCUGAUUGGUUAGUCUUUGCAACUCAAAAGUCUGACACAGCUCAGCGUGGACAGUCUGAGUAACAGUAGGCAACGGACAAGAGAGUUUGAAAUAUCAGAGGGGAAUUGCUGUUGGAAGAUUCUUUGGAAUUUAUGGAAACUGGAGAGAAAUCAAACAAGAUGACAGAGUGACUGGGCAACAGGAAAGCAGAGAUGACCUAACCAAAGAUAUUGAGGAUGCAACAGCUGAAUGAAUGUGAAAUCUUUAACUAACAAAUAAAGCAAAAGGAGGACAUCUCCAACAGAGAACCAAAGCAACACAAACCAAAGGAGAAUAUACCAAACAGCUUAUACAAGAAAAUCUACAAAAAAUAUACCGCAGAGAAGCAACUGAAAAGGGAAAGAGAGAAAAUGAAGUUGGAGGCAUCUCUAGAGGACAUGAGCGAGUGGAGGGAGGUAGACUUUGCACUGAACUGCACCUACACCGUCCAAGACCAGGCAUCCGAACCCAGCUUCAGCCUUCCCAAAGCCAUGACCUCCAUUCCACGGAACCUCACCUUCCAGUACAGCGCUGACAACCAGGUGACUGGCGUUUUUAGCAAAGAGUACAUACCUCAAGGUACACGAUUCGGACCUCUUCAAGGAGUUAUUCACACCAAAGAAAAUGUGCCCCUUCAGACCAACAGGAAAUAUUUUUGGAGGAUCUACAGUGGUGGACACCUACACCACUUCAUUGAUGGCUACGAUGUCCACCGCAGCAACUGGAUGCGGUACGUCAACCCAGCACGAUCGCUGGCCGAACAGAACCUGGUGGCCUGUCAAAAUAACCAGGAGAUCUUCUUCUACACCAUCCAGCCCGUGGAGCCCAAGCAGGAGCUGUUGGUGUGGUACAGUCCGGAGUUCUCCCAGAGACUGUGCGGCCAGCAAGAGCAACCAGACAGUCUGAAGCCAAAGUACAUACCUGAUUUUGAGUAUCAGAAGCAGCCCCUACCUCUGUACACCUACUACCCUAAACAUCCCCAAAGCCCACACAAACUUCAAAGUGAGGGACAGGAAGAUGAAGUGGACGAAAAGAUCGAUGUAGAGGUUAUUGAGAGGGACACGCCACCUGACACACCGGAUGAACAGGUGGUGGAUUUCAGCAAAAAGAUCCACAAAGCUGCUUCGCCAGAGCCUGUCUAUUCUCCACAUCCCAACCAGAAAGAGAUGAACAUAAGAAUUCACCCAUAUCCCACCCUGUCCCCACCGCAAGACCUUCCACUCCACUUACACGGCCUCUAUGGUCAUCGAGAAGGUCUGAUCUCAUACCCUUCAUUGCCCUCACCUAGACCCCUGCAAGCUCCAUAUCCCUUAUUACCACCAUACAGUUCUCAUUAUUCACGUCUGCUGUUGCCUCCAUACUCCCCUCCCUUCCCUUCCAUGUUGCCCUCAAAAGGGGGUCUCCGGUACAACGGACUCCUGGGUAGUAAUGGCUUGCCCUACCCUUCCAUACCCCAACCAGGUCUGUUACCAGUUACACUGCCCUAUCCUGCCCCACUUCAUGGAGGUCUGAAGGAAAGAAUCCCAAAUACUCCACCCCGAGGAGCCCCUGCAACACCCGAACUCUCACCUCAGCCAAAGCAAUCCCCUCAGCAAAUGUUCCAGAAGCCUCUCUCUGAAUAUGAAGAAGCCAUCAACCUCAGCCUGGCUACACCCAAAAGCAUAUCACCUUCAUCCUCGUCCUCUCCACCAGCACCUGGGUACAAGUCUCUCCCGUACCCACUCAAGAAGCAGAAUGGCAAAAUCAAGUAUGAAUGCAACAUCUGUCUCAAGACCUUCAGUCAGCUGUCCAACCUCAAAGUGCACUUGAGGGUCCACAGUGGAGAGAGGCCAUUCCAGUGCAACUUGUGCAAAAAGAGUUUCACCCAACUAGCCCACCUACAGAAACAUCACUUGGUCCACACAGGCGAGAAACCACAUGAGUGCCAGGUGUGCCACAAACGCUUCAGCAGCACCAGCAACUUGAAAACCCACCUACGCCUGCACUCUGGGGAGAAGCCAUAUCAGUGUAAGCUGUGUGGGGUGAAGUUUACCCAGUACAUUCACCUCAAACUCCACCGUCGGCUGCACAGCUCCCGUGACCGACCCCACUCCUGCCAAGCCUGCACUAGGGGCUUCAUCCAUCGCUUCUCUCUGAACCUCCAUCAGCGCUCCAGCUUCUGCCCCGCUGCCCGUCCUGAAAUCCCAGAGCUGAGGCAAGCAGCAGAGAUGGUAGAGCGCUUUGAUGCCAGUCAGGAGGCUGAGGCACUGCCUGAGAGUGCUGGAGAGGCUCAGGUGGAUGCUGCCUUGGAAAAAUGGUUGGCUAUAAGUUUGGAGAGCGGUGAGGGGAAGGAGGAUGUUGGAUUCCUCAAGGCUUUUGCUGUAGUACCUCAUGGGGUAACCGCCAUGGGUCAUCACCAAGAGAGAGCCAGCGUGGUACACUUCAACCACCGGCCCUCUAUAAAGACUGAGGAGGAUUAGAUGAGGGAAAAUGUUGAAAGGAUGACAUAUAGCUUGUUCAGGUCUACCAGAAACCCAAAAAAUUGCUAUCUAUGCACAGAGUAUUCCCUAGUUGACACCAAAAAUCCUCUCUUCCCUAGUAGUUCGAGGGAUAAAUCAGAGAGAAGAUGCGUAAACCAAGUCAAUUAAAGCCGCACCAAACAAAUAGUGUUUCCAAAGACUUGAAGAUUAUGUCAAGUGAUUGCACUUCUACCCUCUGACCUGUUAUAGAAUGAAGAUGUGAUUAUAAUGUCCUCAUACUUCAGCUGGUUUUCAAACCCAUGUGAAAGUCUAUUUGUGUGAGUUUGUCUUAACUUAUUGUUGUUGUUGUUUUUUCUUAUUUGAGCACUGUAUCAAAUGUUUUAAUACUUGUUUAUAUGUGUCCUUCUCUUUUUUAUGUUUUUUUAACUUCUUUAAUUCUUAAAAAAAAAAUACUGGGAUUCUCAGGAAUAAUGUGUUAAUCCCACUAUGGACACUAUGUGACAGUCCCAAAAGGACUGGAUUUUCCCGUCCAUUCUAUUCAUUGUGGAUGCGAAUGUGUAUGUGUAUGAGUAUGUGUGUAUGAUUUUACCUGGUGUUAAAAAAUUCUGGAUUUAAUCCUUUAUGAAAAGCUAUAAAAAAUGUACUGUCAGCAUCUUUUCAAGAGAUGAUUCACUGUAGCUUGUAAUGAUAAUAUGGCAGAAGAAAAUGUUUGGUUUUUCAAGUCCUGAACCCCUUUGACAUUGGAAAGAGAACAUGCCUCAGUUUUAAUUUAAUAUUUAAAAUAAGAGAAAAAUUCUUUGUUUUCUUAGUUAUAUUGUUACUUGGUUGUGUCUACCAAUGUUUACUGUUGUCUCUUUAAUCCAAACAAGUAUUGUUAGCACUAUGAAAAUGAUCAAAUCAAUGUAGCUGGAACUGAAUUUGCCAAUCAUGAAGAUUGCAAUACUUUUUUAUAGACUACAGAACUACAGACACAACAGUACCUCAUACUAAAAAGUUAAAUGGUCAGGUUCAUAUUUUAUGCUUUUUUAAUUUAUUUGAUAUCAGCACAGGAAAAAGCAGGAACUAGAUCCAAGUGCAGGAUAUUUGAUUGUUAGCUACAGCCAGGUUUAGAAACAAGACGGUUCCAUUACUUAGUGACUUUUGUACAGUGACUUUGUGUUUCUUUUGUUAUCCUAGUUUAUUUUUUGACUCAGUCCAAAAGAUGUUGAUACUUUAUAUGUGAGAACCUAUUUUUGACAAACUUUUAUAAUGUAGCACAUUAAACAUUACUUGUC
Messenger RNA from Sinocyclocheilus rhinocerous, 4025 nucleotides. Its product is annotated as PR domain zinc finger protein 1-like. The transcript is spliced from 7 exons. Bases 664 to 2751 code for a protein of 695 amino acids. Lineage: Eukaryota; Metazoa; Chordata; Actinopteri; Cypriniformes; Cyprinidae. Gene Ontology annotation, biological process: regulation of transcription by RNA polymerase II; cell fate commitment. Gene Ontology annotation, molecular function: protein binding; RNA polymerase II cis-regulatory region sequence-specific DNA binding; DNA-binding transcription repressor activity, RNA polymerase II-specific. The record is from RefSeq and is a predicted model, not a curated record. Gene Ontology annotation, cellular component: cytoplasm; nucleus.